UUGACAACCGAUGCUGGUGUGUUCACGUAUCCCGUAACUUAGCCGUUCGCCAAAAGCGAUAAAUAGAAUAAGUAUUAGGCUUAGAAAGAAUAAGUCCUGGGGUCGAUUUGUUCGACUAAAGGCGGUGCUCUAGCAGGGCCGCACUCAAAUGACUGAAAUAAAUAAAAUAUGUUUGUGUGCGCGUGCGCGCGUGUUUAUAACCUUUAUGCGGUAGCUCAAUCUACCAGAAAUAUCAGUCAAAUCUCUAAAAUUACAUUCUAGUGACUCAUAAAAGGAAGAGGUAGUUGCGAAUGUAUAGUUUGAUUGGAUGUUCAUGGCCGGGUUGCUUGAUCGGUACUGACAACACAUAAAGUCCACUUUCUACUAAAUAAAUAAACAGCCGAUGUGAUAAAAUGAAAGUAGUAAAGUUAAGUAGAUGAAGGAGUAGAGAGAGGAAGAGACGGGCAGAGAGAGGAAGAGACGGGCAGAGAAAGCGAGAGAGAAGAAUAAGUUAGUGUGGUGGAUGAAGAGUAGGUAUUUACAGAGAAAUAUAAAUUCUGAAACCCGGAACCAGGUUUAGUUACUUGUGCUAACAUCGUGCUUUCUCUUCUCUUUAUGCAAACUGUCAAAUUUAGCCUGAAAAUUUUAAGUUAUUGAUAUUACAGUUGGCACAUUACCUCAACGUUUUCAUGACUUUAUCGGUAGCUAUCCAGAAGAAAUAACGUGUUGUAUCUUUUGUGAACCAAAGACUUUGUGAAUCAAAUAUGACUCGGCCAGCUAACGAAGAAGAGAAAAAAGUAGAUUCUGUGGAAGUUGUUUACCAAAAAAAGAUUACUGAAAUAGAAAAGGAACCACUGACCCGGACAGUUAUUGUAGAAAGGCGUCCAAGGCUGUGUUUCAAAUGCGUCUCUUUUGCUUUGAUCAUAAUUGCAGUGGUAAUAGCGGUAACUGGUCUAAUUCAGGUGAACAUUUUGCAACAGCCUGAGCCAUCACCGCGUCCACAAUCUCACCAUGCCUUCUUCCAACUGAAAACAGAGGGUUACACUGAGUUGGAGAGAGUAACUAAUUUGCACUGGGAGAAAAGUAGGCAGCAGAAUGUAGGCAACAUUCAGCUGGUUGACGACACUUACAUAUAUAUUCCACAAGAUGGGAUUUAUGAAAUAAACUGUGCAGUGCAAUUGUAUAUUCCAAAAGAUACUUCUUCGAUGGUUGUAACCUUGAUGUUUCAGAAAAAGAAUGGAACAAAAUAUGAAUAUAUGAAAGAAAGUUCUAACUCCUUAGAAGAUUUACCAGAACAUGUUGUAAUACAAUCGGGAUUUACAUACCGAUUGAAAACUAAUGAUACAAUCUUUUUGAAGAUGAACAUGGCAAAAUACAUCAGUCCCAAUAAACCCUCAAGCUAUUUGUCUAUUACCAGCUUACACGAAAAUCUUCAUCAAUAAAGUGGUUGUGUUGUGAUUUAGGCAUAGGUCAACUGUUUUCUUUAAAAGUUCUUUUUCACCAUAAAACAUCUUAUGAAUAA
Octopus bimaculoides (California two-spot octopus) is the source of this 1501-nucleotide messenger RNA. RefSeq lists its product as uncharacterized. Gene Ontology annotation, molecular function: tumor necrosis factor receptor binding. Gene Ontology annotation, cellular component: membrane. The record is from RefSeq and is a predicted model, not a curated record. Gene Ontology annotation, biological process: immune response. NCBI's taxonomy places the organism in Eukaryota, Metazoa, Mollusca, Cephalopoda, Octopoda, Octopodidae.